CUGCGUCAAUCAAAGCAAUCAGGAAUUCGUUAACACACUGGAAUCGUGCUGGGACUGGGAGGGGUUGAAUGCUGGCUCAGGAGAGGAUGAGGGGUGCGGGACAUUGUUGUAGUCAAUUACAGCAAAAUGUGGCCUAUGUUCGGGACCGAAAGAUCAUCUAAUGAUCAUCUAACGUGCAGCAGGUCUGGAGCUCGUUGAGGCGAGAGGUUUCUCGGAUUAAUUGCUACUAAUGCUGCGGCUUUGCGCCCGGUCUUGAGUCCUGCGACAGGUGAGGAGCUGAACCGGGGCGGGUCUCCCUUAUGGAUCGGCAGCAUGGAUGCUUUCAGUUUCCCCUUUAACAGCAGCGGCGACCCGGACAGCAAAGACGGCGAUGAAGCCGCAGAGCCCUGGCCGGGAGCUUGUCUCCUCGGGAUUGGCCCUGAGGCGGUGGCGACCCCGUCCGGAGCCGGAUACUGGACCGCUGUGUUCGAUUACGAAGCUACCGCCGAGGAUGAGCUCAGCCUGCGGAAGGGGGAUCGGGUAGAGGUGCUGUCCAAGGACUCGCUGGUGUCCGGGGAUGAGGGGUGGUGGACAGGUGUGAUCGGGGACCGGGUCGGUAUUUUCCCUAGUAACUACGUGAGUAACGACAUCUCGGAGAAGAUUCGGGACACGCCGCAGGCCUAUUGCGAUUAUUCGUUGCCUCGGUUACACUUUCUUCAGAUAGAUUUCAGUGAGCUGGUGCUGGAGGAAAUGAUUGGGGUUGGAGGUUUUGGAAAAGUGUACCGUGCCAUUUGGAAAGGGAAGGAAGUGGCAGUGAAAGCAGCUCAACGGGACCCCGAUGAGGAUAUAUCGCAGACACUGGAGAGCGUCCGUCAGGAGGCCAAGCUCUUUGCCAUGCUAAAACACCCUAACAUCAUGGGCCUUCUGGGAGUUUGUCUGCAGGAGCCCAACCUCUGCCUAGUGAUGGAAUAUGCACGUGGUGGGCCGCUCAACCGGGCCCUGGCUGGGAAACGCAUCCCUCCAAGCAUACUGGUGGACUGGGCGGUACAGAUCGCACAUGCCAUGCUGUACCUGCACUGCCAGGCCAUUGUACCCGUCAUCCACAGAGACCUCAAGUCCAGCAACAUUCUGAUUCUGGAGCGUGUGGAGAAUGAUGAUCUGAGCAACAAGACUCUGAAGGUGACAGAUUUUGGUUUGGCUCGGGAAUGGCAUCGGACCACCAAGAUGAGCGCGGCGGGGACGUAUGCCUGGAUGGCCCCUGAGGUCAUACGCUCCUCUACCUUCUCCAAGGGCAGUGAUGUUUGGAGUUAUGGUGUUUUGCUGUGGGAGCUGCUGACAGGAGAGGUUCCAUUUCGUGGCAUUGAUGGUCUGGCAGUAGCUUAUGGUGUGGCCAUGAACAAACUGUCCCUGCCGAUCCCCUCCACAUGCCCUGAGCCAUUUGCCCGGCUGAUGGAAGACUGCUGGAAUGUGGACCCUCAUGCAAGACCCCUCUUCACCAGUGUUCUAGACCAGCUGACGGCUAUCGAGGAGUCAGGCUUCUUUGAAAUGCCGGCAGAAUCCUUCCAAUCCCUGCAGGAUGACUGGAAGCUGGAGGUUCAGGAGAUGUUCAGCCAGCUCAGAGCCAAAGAGAAGGAGUUGAGAUCCUGGGAGGAAGAACUGAGUCGUGCAGCUGUACAGCAGAAGUACCAGGAAGAGGCUUUACGGCAGCGGGAACAGGAACUGGCAGAGAGAGAAAUUCACAUUCUGGAGCGAGAGCUCAAUGUCAUCAUUCACCAGCUGUACCAAGAGAAACCACAAGUUCAAAACCGUCAUGGAAAGUUCAGGUGCAGUCGACUCAAACUGCGUGAUGGGAACCGCAUCAGCCUGCCCUCUGAUUUCCAGCAUAAGAUUACAGUCCAAGCUUCUCCUUCUUUGGACAGGAGGUGGAGUCUCUUGGGCAGUAACUCCACCCCUCCAAACAGCCCCUCUGUUCUGCCACGCCUCCGAGCAAUCCAAUUGACCCCUGGGGUUGGAGGUCAAGCCUGGGGUCGUAAUGCUGCUGCAUUCCAGUAUGACGAAGAGGAGGAGAGGAAGACUUGUAAGAAAGGCAGAACGCAAAGGGAACACAGCGCUGAUGAGAGUCUGAGGACUCCUAAAGAGGACAGUCGGCAACGUUCCUGCAGUGCUCCAAACCUGCGACGUUCCCCCAGACACAGUCCUGCUGUUCCUGGCGUGUGCAGCCUGGCAGAGAUGGAAAAUGAGGACUGCUGCUUCCACUCAGAGUCAGCUGACUCCCCUGGCCAAUCAUACCUCUGCAUCCCAUUCCACAGGGAUGGAUCCACUGUGGACAGUUACGGCAUGGAGUGUGGCAUAACUGGAAUGGAUCCUGAUGUUUCCCCCAGUUAUACACGGCGGAGCCCCAGUGGAUGCCGUAGAUCAGAACUGGUGUUGCUGAGCUGCGGGGCGGCUCUGGCUGCUGUCAGUUUAGGUCAAAAUCUAUUGGACCUGGUGCGUGUGGAAGAGAGUGUACGUCCGCGAUGGGAAGGGUUGUUUCACCGUACCGGGGGUCAAAGUCAUGGCGCCAGUCCCCCCACGCGCAAACUGUUCAAACGGGAAAGCCCCCGUCGCCCUCCCCCUCUCCCCACAUCUCUCACACUCCUGUCUCAUUCAUCUGUGUCUGAUUGUAACUCAACCCGUUCUCUCCUGCACUCUGACAGUGAAGAGCUGCUUGUGCUACAUCCACCUAUGCCCCUUGCUCCGCUCCCUAGACAGACCCCACCUCCACUGAACCCACUGGUUAUAACCCAUCUGGAGAGCUUUAAAUGCCACCCUUGGCAGUCUCUGACGCCCACACACUUGCCCUCUGUGCCUAUUGCUGCCUGCAGGCUUCAUCGUACACCUUCAGAUGGCGCGAUAAAUAUGGGGUGCCCACCGCUCCCUAACAACCACAAUCCCACCCCUACCACACCCUCCAAAACAACAGCUGCUCAAGCACGGAGAAAAUGGUGGACAGCGUACAACUGACUGAUGGGCAGAAAUAUACAAAUAUGGGACAGACCGUUAGCGUUCCUGGGUGGGGCCUGAGCAGUAUGACGUGACUCCGUGGUACUUAAGUGUGGACCACUCAGAGGUGCCCCGACUUCCUGAUCCAAAUCUUGGAUCUUCCCACCUACGCCCAUGUUAGCACUUCCUACCUGAGCGUCCCAAGACUCUGGACUUCCUGGGUAGGCCCCGUACUUGUCCACGAGCUCGCUGUGGAUCCCAGUGGGGUGAAUCUCCCACCCACACGUCCAGCACUUAAACGCAAUCGACUGUGAAGUUUGGAGGAGGUGUGGCUGUCCUGCCUACACCAAUGGAACCACCAACCCCCGGUUCCCCUUGGGACCAACUGGAUAAAGGACAAUAAAGGGAUGGGACACGGUCUCUCUCAUCAGAUCCCAGAGACUCACCUUGCAGAGUGCGAUCAGGGUUUUGCUCCUGAUUUCACCCCUCUCUCAUAAUUUAAUCCUACUUGGUAUCAGAUGUAGCACUUAGACUAUCAAGUCAAUGCAAGGGGGAAUUCUGGAUACCAUGGAGAACAAAACCCUGCUUAAACCAGACUAAGAAUGUUUCUUUACCUUCAGCAAACUUUAGAUUAAAGAUGGUCUCCAAGCCUGGUCAAGAUGGACAACUGUUCGCUCAAGUGCCCAAAACCCCUCUUAAACCAUCCAACAGACCAACUAUAUUGGACUAGAAGACCAUCUAAGACCAGCAAACGAACUUGGCCUGGUUGGAAAGGUUUUUUUUUCCCCGUUUUUUUUUCCGAUGUGUAUAUAACUAUUCUCUAUGUUAAGAAUUGAUCUUAGUGAUAUGGAUUAAUUACCCUGCAUAAACCAAAGGUGCUUGGUUUUGCAUAAUCCAGAUGCUGUUCUGGUCUAAACUAUUCAAUAUUCAAUUUAAUAUUACAGAUUUUCAACACACACGUAUACUCCUCAGUUUUUUUUUGUCUCACUUUCCAGUUUAAAUAUCUAAACAUUCUUAAAUCAAGAUACAUUAACUUGGGAAUCAAAAUUACUUAAGAUUUUAAGUCCUGUUAGAAAAGAGAAAAAGAAAAAAAGAAAAAAAGUUAAUCAGAUUUUUAAAUUUUUUUACAGAAACGAUUUAGUAAUUUUGCUUCUAAAACGUUUUUGUCUUUAUUUAAGAAUGUUUAGAUAUUUAUUCUGGGAAACAAGACAAAUAUACUGAGAAAGAAUAUGUGUUUUUUUUUUUUUUUUUUUGCAGAGUGGGGCCUAACUGUUUGAAAAACUCUUCUUGAGUAAUGUCAAUCGAAUCUCCAGCGGGAAUAAUAAGCUAUCAUAUAAAAAUACAGUCCAAAUGUUUCUUUAAUUGCCGGACUGAUUUCUGAGUGCUAUAGAAAAAAAGUACAGGGUCUGCAGCUUUUUUUAUUUGCAAAAAAAAACUUAUUUUUUUAUUCUUACUGAUAGUGUAUUAUCUCAGCUGUCCUGCUGCACUGUAUUGACUUCCUCUCUGUAUGUACUGUACACAGCUCUGCGUGUUUAUAGUAGAUUUAGCUCCCUGAACACGGCACUGAAUUAGCUGGGGAAUAUUGGACAGUUUAUUUCUGGUACUCUUUGCAGUUUUCAGGUUUUAUUUGUCAUACAUGAUUCAGAUUGUACACCUUUAGAAAUGCUUCUUCCAGUCUCAUGAAUGUAUAGUUCUGUCAUACUUGUCAUAUUUAGACCAUUCGAGAUCACACAUUUUUUUGUGGUUUUCACUGUAGCAUGAAACACAUAGUCUUUACAAAUAAUAUGCUUGUUUAGUGACCUCUUCACCAUCCAAACCACCAGAAUUAAACAUGGGGAAACAUCUUUAAGAGAAAGGUUUUUAUUGGCAAAGAAUUUAUUGGCUCUAAAUUUGCAGCUAUACAAUAAUCAGGUACAUUAUUGCAGUCUUUCGGAGUUGUGCAUUGGCAGUAUGUGUGGUGUGAUGAGUAUGUGUGUGUGUGUGUGUGCUGUUAUGCAUGCAAUUCAAUGUAACUGGUGGUUUUCAAGGUGUACGUACAUUGAAUUUUGUUGGACAUUUUUGAGAAUUCAUAUUGAAGUAGUUUUACAUUUUUAGUAGGUUUUUUUUGCUAUAUUUGUUAAUGUAAGUUUACACAUAUUUAUUUAUUUAAAUUAUUAUUAUUUUUGACAAAUUGCUAAGAAACUUUUCUGUCUGAAUUUCUGGACAUGUUCAGACAUGCAAGGUGAACAUUCUUUUGCUCAUAUUCACAGCAGUGUUAUCCUCCGUCUCUCAAUCCAGUCUUUCAACUCUACACUGGCAAAAAUGUCCUCUAAAAGACAAAACAAAAAUUUUUAGCCAAAACACAGUAGUGCUUGUUUCUGUCUACCCAUUUCUUUCACCUGAAACCAGAUUUAGAACCUAAUUUUUCAUGCACAUAACAAAAUGAACUAGCAGUAGAAUGCAGAGUACUGGCAAGGAAAUUUGGCUGACGAACUUUCACUUCAUUCCAUCUGGAUGUGGAACAGGGUGUAUUUUUCUGGCUUAAAGGAAUGUGUAGCCAUCAUCAGUAGCAUCUGCUAUCAUUUAUCAGCACAAUCACUGUUGUCCUGAAGAGCAGGUAUUUUGGGUUCAGACGCUGCUGUUAUGAAACUUGUACUUGCACCUGAGCACAUUAGACUUGUGUAAGAGCUGAAUUAAAGCCCUGAAAUGCUGA
This is a messenger RNA of Carassius gibelio (silver crucian carp), 5653 nucleotides long. RefSeq names its product mitogen-activated protein kinase kinase kinase 9-like. Gene Ontology annotation, molecular function: JUN kinase kinase kinase activity; protein binding; ATP binding. The transcript is spliced from 12 exons. Gene Ontology annotation, biological process: protein phosphorylation. The record is from RefSeq and is a predicted model, not a curated record. The coding region runs from base 313 to 2982 and encodes 889 amino acids. Lineage: Eukaryota; Metazoa; Chordata; Actinopteri; Cypriniformes; Cyprinidae.